Molecule: messenger RNA, 1252 nt
Organism: Mollisia scopiformis
Lineage: Eukaryota; Fungi; Ascomycota; Leotiomycetes; Helotiales; Mollisiaceae
Exons: 4
Coding region: 242-1234 (330 amino acids)
Biological process (GO): chromatin remodeling
Cellular component (GO): nucleus; Ino80 complex
Source: RefSeq, a predicted model, not a curated record
GUGAGUUCUUCCAUGACUACUGCUUUAGGAUUCUAUACACUGAUUGAAGUUGUUCAAGAAGUUUGACUUUAUUUCACGUAUUUAGCUAUCGUGUCGACGGCCCUUGCCAGCUUAGACCGAACUAUUAUACAGCGAUGGAGAGCCAAGCAGAGGAACCAAAGCAGACAUACAAGUCAUUCAAAUCGCACAACAGAGAAUACAGAAGCUGACCACAAUUCACAAUAGGAAGAAGUUUCGGAAGAUGAAGCAGAAAUUUGAUGCUGCUAUGCAACAAAGCAACGACCUCUUCAUCCAAGAACAGCAUGCUGUCAAAACCGCAAAGCGUCUUGCACAAGAGAACGAUCAAAUACUCGACCUCCUCCUCGAUGUGAAUAACUCUGCGCAAAUACCAAUCGAUAAGCGCAUCGAUAUCUCCUCAGAAGUCCCACCAGGCGACAGCUCCAUCCCUGGCCUCAUCACCGACGAUGACAUCGACAGCAUCGGAUCCCUACAAACAUCAGAAGGCCAAGCCCUCAUGGCAGAACUACGCACCAUGCUCACCGAACGAGCAGCACUCAACAACGCAUCCCAAGCCCCUACGAAAUCCUUCGCCCACCUCACAUCCAGCACCCCUCACCUCUCCUCCCAAAGCGCCUCCCUCCCCACCGAACUCACCAAGUCCCUGGACCCCGAACCCCCAGAAACAGUCCCCUACUCCUACCUAACCCCCGACCAACUCGACGACUACCUCUACGACAUCGACGCCUCGCUCGGCACCGUCCCGCCCUUCCCCCCACACUUCCACCCGCAAGACCUCGCCUUUGGAAACCACCACUCACCCUACAACUGGCUCCGCAGAAACCAACCUCAAAUCUUCCUCCAAGACGGCGAAGGCUCCGAGAAAUCCCACGGGAAACCUGGUGCUCUCCGCGGAGCAGGGAAACGGGCCUCGAUCCCCGCGCCCUCUAAGCCGGACGCCCUUGAAAUCGUCGAAGAAGACGGACAAGGCUACGAUUUCGCGCUUGGUGGCGGUCCUUCUACCACGAAAGGAAAGCGUAAGAGAGGAGAGGAUGAUGAUGGAGGGUACUAUCCAAAGGCUGGAGGAAAGGAGGCCAAGAAACCGAGGGCGUCGAAGAAGAAGAAGGGGGGUGAGGAAGGGGAAGGAGCUGUUAAGGAGAAGCCGGCCAGUAAGAGAGCGAGGAAACCGAAGAUUCCGAGUCCAGAUCCUGAUGCGCAUCCAUUUGGGCCGAUGUGAUGGUUUUUUUAAUCUUUC